Fraxinus pennsylvanica is the source of this 591-nucleotide messenger RNA. NCBI's taxonomy places the organism in Eukaryota, Viridiplantae, Streptophyta, Magnoliopsida, Lamiales, Oleaceae. The record is from the annotation of a GenBank genome assembly.
AUGCUUCUUCAUAACCAAAUUUCCAUUCCUCUGCGUACGCCAUUGAUACCCAUAAAACCCACACCCAAGCACCAACCAAAAAACGCCGCCGUUUUUGCCCAACAACGGAAUCCACCACCGCUGGCAACGAACUUUUCAAUCUCCGACGAAUCACUGUCGUCACGAGGAUUCGCUCUCCACCGUACGAUCGACAAACUCAACCUCGACCACCUCAAUACCGUCUUUGUCGCCGUCGGAUUCCCGCGGCGGGACACCGGCAAGAUCCGGUUGGCGCUGGAGCACACGGACGCGCUUCUGUGGGUCGAAUACGAAAAGACGAAAAGGCCAGUGGCAUUUGCUAGAGCGACAGGUGAUGGAGUGUUUAAUGCGAUAAUUUGGGAUGUGGUUGUGGAUCCAAGCUUCCAGGGGAUUGGAUUGGGGAAGGCUGUGAUGGAGAGAAUCAUCACCGCCCUGUUAGAAAAGGGAAUUACCAAUAUUGUUUUGUAUUCUGAGCCCCGGGUUUUGGGGUUCUAUAGGCCCAUGGGUUUUGUUGCGGAUCCGGAUGGGAUCCGGGGUAUGGUGUAUUAUAAGAAGCAGAAAAAGAAAAAAUAA